Molecule: messenger RNA, 4582 nt
Organism: Hemibagrus wyckioides
Lineage: Eukaryota; Metazoa; Chordata; Actinopteri; Siluriformes; Bagridae
Product: kinesin-like protein KIF2A
Exons: 21
Coding region: 120-2339 (739 amino acids)
Biological process (GO): microtubule-based movement
Molecular function (GO): microtubule binding; ATP binding; microtubule motor activity
Source: RefSeq, a predicted model, not a curated record
UGCGCAUGCGCGGUCCUGCCGCUCCCUCCCGGUUUCUUCUGCGCUGGACUACUUAGUCCCCUUUUCAUAAAGACACAAAAUCAACAUAAAAAAAACCAUAUCUCUCUGACACAUGCAGCAUGGCGGCUAUAUUUGGGAAGAUUCUCAUCGGCAUCUACGUGGAAAUCAAAAGAAGCGACGGACGAAUACAUCAGGCCAUGGUCACGUCGCUCAAUGAAGACAACGAAAGCAUCACUGUUGAAUGGAUUGAAAACGGGGACACCAAAGGCAAAGAGAUUGACCUAGAAAGCAUUUUUGCACUAAAUCCAGACCUCGCACCCGAUGAAGAGAUCCCUCAGAGUCCAGAGACUCCGCCUCCUCCUGUUUCAACCUCUGUUAAAGUCAACAAGAUCCCCACAAAUAAGAAUCGCCGCACGGUAGCACCGCUUAAGAAUGAAACACCUGCGAGAGAUAACCGAGUCAUAGGUACUACGAGAGCGCGGCCCAGCCAGCAGAUGGAACAAGCACCUAGUGCUCCAGCUCCACCUCCCAUCCAGCACCAGACACUGCAGCAGCAGCAGAACGCUCGCAGGAAGUCGAACUGUGUGAAGGAGGUGGAGAAACUGCAGGAGAAGAGGGAGAGGAGGCGCUUGCAGCAGCAGGAGCUCAGGGAGAAGAGAGCACAGGAAAUAGAUGCAUCAACCCCUAAUUAUGAAAUUAUGUGCAUGAUCCGGGACUUCAGAGCAAGUCUGGACUACAGGCCACUGACUACUGCUGAUCUGAUCGAAGAGCACAGGAUAUGUGUGUGUGUCAGGGCACGGCCACUGAACAAAAAAGAGAUGAGCUUGAAGGACUUGGAUGUCAUCACCAUCCCCAGUAAAGAUGUUGUCAUGGUCCACGAACCCAAACAAAAAGUGGACUUAACGAGAUACCUCGAGAACCAGACCUUUCGCUUCGAUUACGCCUUCGAUGACACUGCCACAAAUGAAAUGGUUUACAGGUUUACUGCCCGGCCGCUUGUAGAGACCAUAUUUGAGAGAGGGAUGGCUACGUGCUUUGCGUACGGACAAACGGGAAGCGGUAAAACUCACACGAUGGGCGGGGAUUUUUCUGGGAAAAAUCAGGAUUGCUCUAAAGGGAUCUACGCUCUGGCAGCACGGGAUGUUUUUCUCAUGCUAAAAAAGCCAAACUACAAGAAGCUGGACCUCCAAGUUUAUGCCACCUUCUUUGAAAUUUACAGUGGAAAGGUGUUUGACCUGCUGAACAGGAAGGCGAAGCUGCGAGUUCUGGAGGAUGGCAAGCAGCAGGUACAGGUUGUAGGACUGCAGGAACGAGAGGUUCACUGCACCGAGGACGUCCUCAAACUCAUAGAAGUGGGCAACAGCUGCAGGACAUCUGGACAGACCUCAGCCAAUGCACACUCCUCUCGUAGCCAUGCAGUUUUCCAGAUAAUUCUGCGAAGGAGAGGCAAAAUGCACGGAAAAUUCUCCCUCAUAGACUUGGCAGGCAACGAGCGAGGGGCGGACACGUCCAGCGCCGACCGCCAGACUCGCCUUGAAGGGGCAGAGAUCAAUAAAAGUUUACUUGCUCUGAAGGAGUGCAUCAGGGCCUUGGGUCGCAACAAGCCUCACACUCCGUUCCGAGCCAGUAAACUCACGCAGGUUCUCCGAGACUCCUUUAUUGGCGAGAACUCCCGAACAUGCAUGAUUGCCACCAUCUCUCCUGGCAUGGCUUCUUGUGAAAACACAUUGAAUACGCUGAGAUACGCCAACAGAGUGAAGGAGUUUGGGAUAAGCCCCUCAGACAUCCCCUUCUCUCAGGGGGGAGGCGGACGCUCUGAACUCUCUCCUACCUACGAGUACGAUGACUUUGCUUCCUCACCCAGCAGGGUAAAGGAGCUUACUGUCGACCCGGGUGCAGUGAUGGAAGGCAGAACAGGAGGCCAUCAAGUGAGCCAGCUGGACGUGUUAGAGCCGCAAUGGGGAGUGGGCAGCUCUCCUCAGAGAGAUGAUCUGAAACUGCUGUGUGAACAGAAUGAGGAAGAGGUCUCUCCUCAGCUUUUCACCUUCCACGAGGCCGUGUCUCAGCUGGUGGAGAUGGAGGAGCAGGUUCUGGAGGACCACAGAGCUGUGUUUCAGGAGUCUAUACGUUGGCUGGAAGAUGAGAAAGUCCUUAUAGAGAUGACGGAGGAAGUGGACUAUGAUGUGGACAUGUAUGCAACACAGCUUGAGCAAAUUUUGGAUCAAAAGAUUGAAAUCUUAACCGAGCUCAGAGAUAAAGUGAAGGCAUUCAGGUCUACUCUUCAGGAGGAGGAGCAAGCCAGUAAGCAGAUCAACCCCAAGCGGCCACGAGCCCUCUAACCCUCAGAGCACAAAAACCACAGAUCUGGCAGCUGAAAGAGGAAAUUGCAGAGCUCCAGGUUUUCAGCAUUUCACCUUCAUCUUUGUGUACAUGAGGAACUUUCCACUUACUGUACGAAUACCCUUUCGCUUCAAAGAGAGUUAAGAAGCACACUUUUAAGCCGAAUUGUAUAGUAUUAAAAUGAAUUCCAGUUCUAACUAAAAUGACUUUUAUAAUACCAUACAAUUUAAAGGCCACAACAGGAUGUAAAAGAGAUGGUGGGGAAAAAAAAAAAAAAGAUUUUAAAUAAUUGCAUGCACACAGUGGCUCUGGUCAUACAUUAACAUUACAUCCGCACUUGUCUGCGUAUAAACUAUAUUUUCACUCGAUAUGGCUGCUUUUAAAACAUCUACUGACUCCUCAGUGUAUGUGGAAGAAAAGAGCAAAGUUAAAAAGAGAACAAACUGCAGAAUAUUAAACAUCACAUUGUCCAUCAUCGGAUGUAUGUGGUUGAGUGAACCAUCACUGUACUGCAGAUUUUUCAAAGGGAAAUAUUAGAUGAGUUCCUAUACGUUUUUAUACAUAUAUUAAAUUUAAAUGUACGUUUAAUGUUUUGUUUUUUGUUUUUUUUUAAGAAACAGGAUAGGUUUGCACACCGUCUGAACACUCGGCUAAGGAAAAUGAGGUGAACUGCGAGUAGAAACUGCCGUAUGAUUUGUCACGCAUCUCGUUAGUAACCUGUCAAAUCCUGCUGGCCUUCCAUCUCAUCCUCAAGCUUGAAGAAUAAGAAGAAAGAUCCUGAGUGUUAAACAAUACAUCAGAAUUCAUAUUACAUGAUCAACACUAGGGAUGCAUUGAUACGGAUGAUUUGGUCUUGGGUCUGAUACUCAUUAAAAAUCUAGACGAUUAAAUGUAUUUUAAAAUGAAUAAUUAAAGCAAAGCAAAAUGCAAUAUGUGUGCUGCUGUAGCAAAAGCACUACAAAGCUCAUUAUGGUGUUUAAACACUGUCUUUAAUAUAGAGUGUAAGGGCUGAUCACUAGCAAUGAGCUUUUCCCCCAUGAGCUAAAAUACAGUUCAUGGCACCUUGCGCUAAUUUUUAAUGCUCACUGAUACGACUAUGCAGUGAGGCAAAACCUCACCCCCAUGAUCAAGAGGCACACUAGCAACUGACGCUAGUGGCUGCAGACUUUAGCCUCCUCGUUAGUGCGCCCGUCUCCCACGCCAGAGACACAGGUUCGAGAGCGGCUGCGAGUAGAACUAGGGGACGUUACAUUGGUGCUGUGACCCAAAUGGGAGUGAGGUUUCAUGGGGUGAGUGUAACGGAGGCCAGCGGUAGGUGCUAUGAAGGUAAAACCCCACUCCCCUGAUCUCAAGAGGCACACUAGUGACUGACGCUACUGGCUGCAGUCUCCUUGUUAGUGCGCCUUCCUCCCACGCCGGAGACAUGGGUUUGAGACCAGCUUGGAGCGGUUGCGAGCAGGACUCCGGGGACGUUACAUUGGUGCCGUGACCCAAAUGGCAGUGAGGUUUAGUGGGGUGAGUGUAACGGAGGCCAGCGGUAGGUGCUGUGCAGGUAAAACCUCAAUAUUAAACACCGUCCACUCUAUUAAACACUGUUCCAUUUUCAGCAUAAAACUGAGCACAAGUUCAUCAUUUCUAGCAACUAAAAUAAUACAUUAAUAAGUACCAUAAAAUAUGUACCGAUGUAUCCCCAAUAAAACAGAAUGGAAGACAUUUCAGAGAAACAUUACAGUAAAAAUCAGAGAACCAUCGUAGCUAUCCAACUGUAUUUAAUCCACAGUACAUACAAUAAUACAGAAUCAAGCACAAGUGGGUGAAAAACACCAUGAGAGGGGCAUCAUCAGGAUUCGAACAGCUCUUCUGUUGAUCCCAUUAAAAGAAACAGACAUUUUUGCUGUAUUCACCCUCUAGUGGUGACUGAUGGUAUCAUGUCUGAGACCCAGUUGAUAGUUAAGUUUGUAAAUAAUGAGUAAAAUUACUUAAAGCACAUAGGAAUACAUUUUUUUUCCAAUAACCACUACUAGGGUUGCAGCUACAUCUGGACAAGUGAUAGAGUUCUGAUACUGCACUCUAGCAGUAAUUAAGUGUAACACUUGCCCAGUAACAAGUCAGAAAAGUUGACGACUUGCUCAUUUGGAAACAGGGUGACUGCAUGUGUGCAAUCUGCAUCACGUCUCACAGAGAAGGCUUUUUUCUUUUCUGUUAACCAUCUAAAUGUGUAUUCCACUCGAAGGCUUUUUUU